Colletotrichum costaricense is the source of this 939-nucleotide messenger RNA. RefSeq lists its product as uncharacterized. Lineage: Eukaryota; Fungi; Ascomycota; Sordariomycetes; Glomerellales; Glomerellaceae. The transcript is spliced from 2 exons. The coding region runs from base 1 to 939 and encodes 312 amino acids. The record is from RefSeq and is a predicted model, not a curated record.
AUGGGGUUCCCCUGGGGUAUCGUUGUGGUCCUGAAGCGCGACUGGACUCCCAUCAGUCGGAUUCGCAAAAGAUACGAAUUUGACGGCUCAGGUCGCCUUUUCUUUCCAGAACUCAUUGUUCUGCAGAAAGACACCAUUGCCUGGCUUCCAAGACAAGAGUCCUUCCGGAAAGCCGGUGACUAUCGCGAAUGGGUCUACAUCGCACUCUAUUACCCGUCUCUACCGGUUCUCUUGGAUGCAAAUGGAAGCGGGAGUAUUCAUUGGGAUUCCUUGGAGGACUACGAACACCCGUAUGAUGAGCGCCUGGUCGAGAUUCCUGUCUCCCAUCUCAGCGCUGAAGUCUUUAUUCUUCGAGAUUUCGUGCCUAGAGUGCCUGAAUACGAUGCUCUAGCUGCCCGAUAUCCUCCUGGAGAAGUAGGCAUCUUCUUAAAGGGCGAUAUAGCCACGCACGAGGACUUCUCCAUACACCCUCCCAUGAUUCUCAGGGUCCAUGGCGCAGGCUGGACUGUCAAUGGACAGAGAAGACACUGUCUUAUUCCUUAUAGCCUUCCCGAGACUGGCCUCGCCUACAUACUACCCAGGGUCGACGCGAGGAUCGACGUCACCACCUCAUUCCUCCGCAUCGGCAUUCGAAUUGUCAAGGAUUAUGGACCAGGUGUUCCGAAGUUUGACAGCAUGACGCCCAUCAUGUUUAAGACUAGCACAAAGACUAGCACCAAUACCACUCAGGCUGAGAAGGAGUCUUCCAAGGCCGGCGAUAUAGCUGUUUGCGACCACUUUGCCACCAUCGACGUGCCCGAUAUCAACGUGAUCAAGAAGCUUUACCCUAGCGCCGGUAAACAUUCGGGCUAUAGGGCUUUUGGUAUCGAGCAAGCUAUUCCUCGCGACUUUGUCGAGUAUGGCUUGCAGAUGACCGGUUCUGUUGCUGUCAAGAACUAG